AUGGCUGGAGCCACAAACUGGCUUACGUUUUCGUUGACUCCCAUGGAAAUGCUGAGAUCCUCAGACUCACAGUUUGUUCCAUACGAUACUCCCUCUCACUGCUUCGUCGAUAACUUCUAUGCCAACAAUGGGUGGACAAAUUCUAAGUCUGAAAUGGUGAACCAAAACCAGGCACAGAGUUUAUCUGAUCCAACGACUCUCCCUAGCUUGAUGGCUUCACAGAAUGAAAACCAAUCACUUGCUGUGCCGAAAAUUGAAGAUUUUUUCGAUAACCAAACAGAUACUCAAGAUUCUUCGCUGACCCAAAUUUACGAUCAUGGCACUGCCUCCGCUGCUUACUUCAGUGACCAGCAAGAUCUGAAGGCGAUUGCUGGAUUUCAAGCUCUCUCUGCCACCAACUCGGGCUCCGAGUUGGAUGACUCAGCCUCUAACAAGACUCGGGGUGCACCCGGCGAGUUAGGUGCAAACUCGGUUGAAUCUUCCAAGGGAGCUUUGUCAGCACGCGACGGUUCUAAAGAUAAAGCCAUCGUUGGGGUGGAAUUUGAUAACCCGAAGAAGGUUGCUCAUACCUUCGGCCAGCGAACUUCAAUAUACAGAGGUGUCACGAGACACCGAUGGACGGGUAGAUAUGAAGCGCAUCUAUGGGAUAACAGCUGUAGACGGGAGGGUCAGGUCAGGAAAGGGCGUCAAGUGUAUUUGGGUGGUUAUGACAAGGAAGAGAAGGCCGCAAUAGCUUAUGAUUUGGCAGCUCUUAAGUACUGGGGACCAACAGCUACAACUAACUUUCCCGUUUCCAAAUAUUCAAAGGAAUUGGAGGAGAUGAAAAGUACAGGAAAACAAGAAUUUAUUGCAUCGCUGAGAAGGAAAAGUAGCGGUUUUUCGAGGGGAGCUUCGGUAUACAGGGGUGUUACAAGGCAUCAUCAACAGGGUAGAUGGCAAGCAAGAAUUGGUCGAGUUGCGGGAAACAAAGAUCUAUACUUGGGAACAUUCGCAACUGAAGAGGAAGCAGCAGAGGCAUAUGAUAUUGCAGCCAUAAAGUUUAGAGGUGCAAGCGCUGUGACCAAUUUUGAGAUGAGUAGAUAUGACGUGGAAGCAAUAUUGAAGAACUCUCUACCAGUUGGUGGGGCGUCAAAACGCUUGAAACUUUCCCAUGAAUCAGAGAAUAAAGCUCCAAUGAGUGGUACUCAACAACCUCAGUGUUCAAAAGUGAGUAGCAGCAUCAAUUUCUCAACCAUUCAGCCAGUUGCUUCUAUUCCCUAUGAUUCUGCGACUACAUAUUACCCCCACAACCUCUUCCCCCAUUUUUAUCCUACCAACAGUGGAAUUAGCACAGUAGAGUCUGCAGCAACUAUGACCAACGCCACCACACUGACUACUCUUCCAGCACCGCCUGAGUUCUUUAUAUGGCCUCAUCAGCCUUAUUGA
Molecule: messenger RNA, 1425 nt
Organism: Abrus precatorius (Indian licorice)
Lineage: Eukaryota; Viridiplantae; Streptophyta; Magnoliopsida; Fabales; Fabaceae
Product: AP2-like ethylene-responsive transcription factor AIL6
Exons: 9
Coding region: 1-1425 (474 amino acids)
Biological process (GO): regulation of DNA-templated transcription
Molecular function (GO): DNA-binding transcription factor activity; DNA binding
Source: RefSeq, a predicted model, not a curated record